AUGACGGGAAAAGAGAAAGACUCGUCGUUUUUCGUCGCGCUCGCGCGCGUGGACAUCAGCGAGUACGCGAGCAGAGUCGAUCAGUUGUAUCGAUGGUACCUCGAUCGAGAAGGGAAAGAUUUUGAUGAAGACGAGGAGAGAAAUGAACGCGGUAACACUACCACGUCAUCAUUGCGGUGUUGUUAUCAUCAUCAUCAUCAUCAUCAUCGUCAUCCGGGCGUUGCGAUUCAAAAGUAUCUGAACGAGAACUAUUUCGAGCCGCUGGCGAAACUGGCGAGCAAACACAAAGGGACCGUGUUGAAUUUCGCCGGCGACGCAGCGUGUUGCGUCUUUCGAGAAAGGAGAAGGUGUGAUGGUACGAGGGAGACGGAUGAUGAAGAUGAUGAUGAGAAUGAUAUAAAAAUAGUAAACGGUGAUGAAACGAAAGCUCGCGUGACGAAAAGAGCGGAAUCGUUCGCUGAAGAGGUGGUGAAUGGGAGGUGGUUGUUUUCGAACCGUCCUCGACGUCGCGCCGAGAAAGCUCGAGAGGAAGAAGCUCAACGAGCACACUUCUUCUUUCGAGACGUGCGCGUGAGAAUUGCGGUGGCGAGCGGAAAUGUCACGCAAACCUUCCUGGGAGGAUUUCAAGGACGAUACGAAAGAGUGCUGUUCGGUGAAGCGUGCGAGAAGUUAGCGAAGGAAGCUCGGAAGGCGAAACCGAGAGAAUUACUUCUCGCAAACGAUGAAUACGAUGACCCGGAAAGGAAAAGGAGGCUUAUUCGGCGAGAAGAGAAGAAACUAAGAAACAUCAGAAUAAAGGCAUUAACACCAUCAAAGAGUCAAAGAGACGAAAUCGUCGCGAUUGUGUUCAUACACGUCACGCUCCGAGCAUCGAUGUCGACUCGCGAAGUGCAAACGCUCCGUCGUUUCGUCCAACGCGCGCAAAAGGUUUGCGCGCGCCACGACGGCACGUUUCUACAACUCGGCGGCGACGAAGGCGACUCGCUCGCCAUCGUCGUCGCGUUUCGAACGCAAUUCGCGAAAGAUUCUUUACUCGCAAAAUUCGUGGCGUCGAGAAAUGCGCUUCGAUUCAGCCGCACCAUUUCUCGAUCGCUCGAAAAGACGAACAAGAACGAGAUCAAGAUCGAGAGAAAAGGCAACAAAACCACCACCACCACCCGAAGACGACCUCCUCCGCGACGACGACAAAGACGUGAACAACACCUGAAAAUAACUCUCGGCGUUUCUCUCGGCAGCUGCUGCUUAGGUUUCGUCGGCGACCUCUGUUCUCAGACCUCUUCCCACAAAGCGUUCCUCGCCACCGGGCGCGCGGUGAACCGCGCCGCCAGGUUCGCCAAAGGCGAACUCCUACAAAGAACAAAAAAAUCAUCAAAAAAUCACAUCGUCCGCGUCGACGCGAACGCCGUGUAUACUCCUUCCUCGAAAUCGUCUUCUUUGCGGAAGAAAAUACGCGUGAAAGGCGGCGAAGUCUGGGACGCGCUCGCCUUUUAA
Bathycoccus prasinos is the source of this 1491-nucleotide messenger RNA. RefSeq lists its product with no specific name. The record is from RefSeq and is a predicted model, not a curated record. The coding region runs from base 1 to 1491 and encodes 496 amino acids. Lineage: Eukaryota; Viridiplantae; Chlorophyta; Mamiellophyceae; Mamiellales; Bathycoccaceae. The transcript has a single exon.